This is a messenger RNA of Oxyura jamaicensis (ruddy duck), 1770 nucleotides long. RefSeq lists its product as uncharacterized. The transcript is spliced from 2 exons. Lineage: Eukaryota; Metazoa; Chordata; Aves; Anseriformes; Anatidae. Bases 36 to 1169 code for a protein of 377 amino acids. The record is from RefSeq and is a predicted model, not a curated record.
CACCUUGUGCCUUACCGGGAUCGGGGGGACGGGGGAUGUUCAUCUGCGUUAGUCCUCCUCCUGAGGCUGGGGCUCAGCGUGGAAGGCAGAUUCAUUUUAAAAAUAAAAGGUUCCCAAAGCAGUGCUGGGGCGGUGGUGGAUGUUGUGAGGCUGCACGCUCUCGGGAGGAGCGCUGUUUCAUUUUGCUUUUGCCAGGCUCAGCUCUCAGCAGGGCUGCCCAGCACAGCUCCCCGCUGGUCAACGCUGUGCCCAGCCAGGCUGUCCCCCUUGCCCCCCUCAGCCUCCCUGUGGCUGUUUGGGGCCACGAGCAACCCCUGAAGGCCGUCAGGGUGUGUUCCUGGGGGAGUUGUGGCUGGCCCCAGUGUUGGGCUGAAGAAGGGGGAGUUUUUCUCAAGACCUACAACGUGUCCCUCUGCUGCUCUCCCAGCCGGGAGCACCAGGCUGGCCGCAGCAGGAGCCCCGGGCUCACGGUGCAGAGCUGCCUUCGGAGGGAUCCUGGCCUGUGCAGACGCUGUAAGGAUGUGCCAGUUCCUCCCCCAGACAGGCGCUCUGCUGCAGAAAGUCCCUGCGGUGGAAGAAAAACACAGGCAAAGGGGAAGUGGAACUGCUGCAACAGUUCUCUAGAGACCGGCUGGCUAUCGGGGGGACCUUGCUUACGGUGGGCCUCGUGCUGUGGCUGCGGGGCACCGCGGCCGGUUUCCUGCAGCUGGCACGAAAGCAGAGCGUGCAGCACCCUGGUGGGCAGUAAUUUGGAGGGAGUUUUUCAUUGCCAGGGCUGGGGAUGGAUGCAGGCGGCCACAGUGAUGCAGCAAACGAGGAGGGUCAAGCAGGGAGCAAAGCCCAGGGCAUUCAGCUCCUGGUUCCAAGGGGGAAAUCCUCCAAGCUCCCUGCCUCCCAGCGAGGAGAAGACCCCAGGGAGGGAGCAGCGCCCGCAAAGCCAGCGAGCAGGAACUGAAGCCAGCAGUGGUCCUGAGCCACAGCACAGAAAGAGGAAGCAGAGGCCGUGCGGUGGGGACAGCUACAUGCCCUCCGAGGGGGGCAGGCAGUCCCAGGGCCAGAAAGGGUGGGUGCCCCCGGGGCAGCAGGGGCUGAGCCGCCCCCUAGGACAGAUCCAGCAGGGUGAGCACGGGGCUCUGCUUAGGGUCAGGAUGUAUGCGGGGGGGAGAUAGCAGGAGGUAAGGCCAGUGCAGCUUCAGAUAACUCCUGGAGGGAAAAAAAAAUAGUGUUUAGGAGAUCCGAAAGCAAAUGGAAAACGUGAUAAAGCAGAUGUACUUUGGGGAAGGCGAUCUGGCCAGCUCGAGCUCAUCGCUCCCGCCGAUAAGACUUGGACUUUGCGAUGAAGGAAGUGAGUCAGGCUGCUCACGUACGCCUCCCAUGCCUGGGCUGGCCUUUGGGACUGCCCCAGGGCUCGAGCCAAGGAGCAGCAUGCCAGCACGCCUGCGCUUGCCCCCACCACGGGUGCAGCCCAAGUCUGGCGGCCGAUGACCCUUGGUGGGUGGACACGAGUGGGGCAGCGCGUGGGACCUCCACCGCGUCCCCUCACCAGGGGAAAGCCCUCGCCCCGGGGAGCACCGUGACACCAGGACAGCAGACACAAACCCAGCUCAUGCCAGCAGCGGGAAACCAUCCCGCCCCAAAGCCCCUCCAUCCCGGCCAGAAGCACGCAUGCUGUCCCGUGCCUCCAGCACACAAUCUCCUCAUUUAUUGUUCCACACCAAAAAUCACAGUACUGGGAAGAGCCGGGCUCCCUGCAAAAAUAAAUACUCACAU